AAAGAGAGUGUGAACGAGAGAGAGAGAGAGAGAGAGAGAGAGAGAGAGAGAGACAGAGAGAGAGAGAGUGUGAAGGAGGCUGCAGACUUUUCCGCGCACAGAGGAAGAGGAGAGGAGGACGAAGAGACAGAGAGAUAGAGGAGUCUCCAUCUUCGCCAUUUCAAUCAUGACUCUUGAAGACGGCCUCUGAAAUUCUGUUUGGUAUAAAGACUCUUCAGCUACAUGACCAGUGCUACGCCGACCUCUGACCAGAUGGAGGUGAAUGCGGUUAAAAAACGCCAUCGCACAAGAUCCAAAGGAGUCAGAGCCGCUGUGGAAGCAGUAACACAGGAAUUAUUCAGCUGUCCCACUCCAGGCUGUGAUGGCAGCGGUCACGUCAGCGGGAAGUACGCCAGACACCGCAGCGUCUACGGCUGCCCGUUGGCCAAGAAGAGGAAGGCUCUGGAAAAACAACCGCUGGAGCCGGCUGCCAAGAGGAGACCCUUCCUCACCUCCCGCCCGGGGGAGGAGGAGGAGGAGGAAGAGGAGGACGAUGCCGGCGCCUACACCAGCUACCAAAACGAAGCCAUGGGGGUCGGGCCAGUGGGGAAGGAGCAGGGGGAGGUAGUGGAGGAGGAUGAGGAGGAGGAAGAAGAUGGGGAGAGAGAGGAAGACGACGGGGACGUGGAGGACGAGUUCUCAGAGGAGGAGGAGGAAGAGUAUGAGGAGGAGGAGAUGGAGGCGGGGCGAGCGGUAACGACAAUGGGAGGAGAGCAGGUGGAGGAGGAGGAGGAGGAGGAGGAAGAGGAAGAGGGGAUGGAAGAUGAAGAGGAUGAUGUAGAGGAUGGUGAUGAUGAGGAGGAGCAGGAUGAUGAGGAGGAAGAGGAGGAGGAGCAGAAUCGUCAGCAUGUAGAGAACCACUACAAACCCAGUGGACAAUCAAAGCUCCUCCCCCUCCAGAAGGACGACAACAACAACAACAGCUGCAACAUCGGCGCCGGGAACGCCACCGGAGAGGAGUACGAGAACUACGACGAGCUGGUCGCCAAGUCGCUCCUGAACCUGGGAAAGAUCGCAGAGGACGCCGCCUACCAGGCCAUGACGGAGUCCGAGAUGAACAGCAACUCGUCCAACAGCGCGGGAGAAGACGAGGACGAUGACGACGAGGACGACGACGACGGCAGCGAGCGGGGCGACAGGAAGGGCGAGCUGAGCGUGGAUCUGGACAGCGACGUCGUCAGGGAGACGGUGGAUUCCCUGAAGCUCCUGGCGCAGGGUCACGGCGCCAUGCUGCCCGAGGACGGUUACCCGGACGGGGCCAUGGUGGACGCCGGCUGCCACGCCAACGGGAGGGUCAGCAGGGUUCGGGCGGACGAGAGCGAGGAGGAGGUGUGUCUCAGCAGCCUGGAGUGUUUGAGGAACCAGUGCUUCGAUCUCGCUCGGAAACUGAGCGAGACGCAGCCGUCCGAUCGCCCCGCCCUGCACGCCCUCCACCACCAACUCCACAACCCGACAGACCAGCAGCUAAUGCAUCACCUGAACAGGUACGACAGCUGUCAGCAGGGUGCACAGGGGGAGCCCCGCUCUCUGGAGCGCAGCUACUCCGACAUGGUGAACCUGAUGAAGCUGGAGGAGCAGCUGAGUCCGGCGUCCCGCGGCUACCCGACCAGCUGCAGCCAGGAGGGUGACGAGGACACCACGUCGGUGGCGUCCGACCGCUCGGACGAGACCUUCGACAUGGCCAAGGGGAAUCUGUCGCUGCUGGAGAAGGCCAUCGCUCUGGAGUCAGAGAGGGCGAAGGUCAUGAGGGACCGGAUGGCCUCGGAGCACACGUUCCCUCGCCGGGAUCACCACCACCAUCACCACCGCGGCCACGGCGAGCACAGCCCGAGGCUGAGCAGCUCCGCAGAGGAACGCAAGUCCAGGAUGCACCACGACGGGUUGAAGAGGGCGUACUACCCUAAAGACUCUUCCAGGGGAGAUAAGAAGGAGAGUAAGUGUCCGACGCCGGGUUGUGACGGGACUGGGCAUGUUACGGGUCUAUACCCGCACCAUCGCAGUCUGUCCGGGUGUCCUCACAAAGACAGAGUCCCUCCUGAGAUCCUUGCCAUGUAUGAAAAUGUUUUAAAGUGCCCCACUCCUGGCUGCUCUGGACGGGGUCAUGUCAAUAGCAACAGGAACUCGCACCGCAGUCUGUCCGGCUGUCCCAUCGCUGCUGCAGAGAAGAUGGCGAAGGUCCACGAGAAGAGCCACACGACCGAGACCGGCAUCAAGACCAAUCAGACGUCAGAUCGUGUCCUCAGGCCGAUGUGUUUCGUCAAGCAGCUGGAGAUCCCUCAGUACGGCUACAAAAACAACGUUCCCACCAGCACGCCGAGGUCCAACCUGGCUAAGGAGCUGGAAAAAUACUCAAAGACCAGCUACGACUACAGCGGCUACGACGGCCAGCAUGGCGGCUACGGAAAGAGAGGCCCGACAACCAAGUCCCACCACGGACGAGACACGUCACCCAAGGGAUAUGAUGCCAAGCGCUACUGUAAGACGUCGAGCCCGGCCAGCAGCACGACCAGCAGCUACGCUCCCAGCAGCAGCAGCAGCCUGAGCUGUGGAGGAGGAGGCGGAAGGGGGAGGAGGCGGGGGUGGGGAGGAGGAGGAGGAGGAGGGGGGAGCAGCGCCAGCAGCACCUGCAGUAAGAGCAGCUUCGACUACACCCACGACAUGGAGGCGGCGCACAUGGCUGCCACGGCCAUCCUGAACCUGUCGACGAGGUGCAGGGAGCUCCCACACGCUCUGGGAGGGAAACCCCAGGACCUGCUGACACAGAUCUCAGCAGUCAACUUGAGUCCUGUGGGUGACAUGGACGACAGCGGUGGGGUGGAUGUUAACGGUCAGCCCGGGGGUCCGGAGGGCAGCGGGACGGUGUUGACCCCUCUGCAGCCGAUGUCGCCCCAGCGUCGCUUGCUCAGCAGCCGCUGCUACCAGCUGAGCGACACAGACUGCUGGGACCUGCCCGUCGAUUACACCAAGAUCAAACGCCUGGGGGACGAGCAGGACCACAAAGAGAGCGACGAGCUGGACCCCUUCCAGGAGCUGCUGGACGAGCAGCGCUACCCGACCGAGGUCUCCAUGCCGAGCCCCAAACACCACAAGUACUCGCCGUGCAAGGAGGGCAAGAAGGAGCUCAUCACGUUGUCGAGCUGCCAGCUGGCCGACAAGAGCAUCCGCGGGAUGAUGACGACCAACUCCCAAGAGCUCAAGUGUCCGACCCCGGGCUGCGACGGAUCUGGACACAUCACAGGGAACUAUGCCUCCCACAGGAGUCUGUCUGGUUGCCCUCGAGCCAAAAAGAGCGGCAUCAAAAUCCUGCACAGCAAAGAGGACAAAGACGACCAGGAGCCAAUCAAGUGUCCGGUGCCUGGCUGUGACGGACAGGGUCAUGUGACGGGGAAGUACGCCUCCCACCGCAGUGCGUCGGGCUGCCCCCUGGCAGCGAAGAGGCAGAAGGACAGCUACGUCAACGGUUCGCAGUUUGUCUGGAAAUCUGGAAAGACUGACGGGAUGACCUGCCCGACCCCAGGCUGCGACGGCUCGGGACACGUCAGCGGGAGCUUCCUGACCCAUCGGAGUCUCUCUGGGUGUCCUCGUGCCACCUCAGCUAUGAAGAAGGCGAGGAUGAGCAGCAUGGACAUGUUGACAAUCAAGCAAAGAGCAAGCAAAGGCAUCGAAAAUGAUGAAGAAAUCAAACAGCUGGAUGAAGAAAUCAAAGAUUUGAACGAGUCCAACACUGAAGUGGAGUCAGACAUGAUCAAACUGAGGACACAAAUCACAACCAUGGAGACCAACCUGAAGUCCAUCGAGGAAGAGAACAAGGUGAUCGAACAGCAGAACGACUCGCUGCUGCAUGAGCUGGCCAACCUCAGCCAGUCGCUCAUCAACAGCUUAGCAAACAUCCAGCUUCCACACAUGAGACCGCCGCCACAGAAAGAGGCCCCAGUAAAGCAUAACUGCUGUUUGCAGAUGCCUCCCAGAGAGCCAAUGAACGAACAGAACUUUGACUCGUAUGUGAGUACGCUGACGGACAUGUACACUCACCAGGACCAGUUCCAGAGCCCGGAGAACAAGGCGCUGCUGGAGAACAUCAAACAGGCCGUUCAGGGUAUCCAGGUGUAGCCGUGACUCGAGGCCAAAAUAAACAAAUGCAAAGCAAAAACAACAAAUCAAAGUCAAAAAGAGGGGGAAAUGGUUGUUAUUUGCUGCUGUAAUCUAACACUUUUUUUGUUUUGUCUGCUGUUAUUCGCUCUCGACUCCAUGGGUAUCUUUUUUAAUUUUAUUGUUGUUGCCUUGCUUUGAAAAAAAAAUUAAAUGAACAUUCACGUUUUGUACAUUUUCAUAUGAUCUUACAUAAUGUGAUGUACUGUUUAUAGCUGCUAAUGUAUGCACAUUCUCGUGUAUAUGUAUGUAUUUAUUUAUUUAUUGUAAGCUUGAAUCGUUUUUUUGAUUAUUGUAACAUAAAACUGGGCGUCACGGGUUUAACGGGGAGUAGAGCGGCGGCGGCGGGCGAAGGUAACGUGAAGAGCAAUCAUUUUUCUCACGAGCUGUAACGCUGGAUGUGAAGUCAUUCAUUCUUUUUGUAACGUUUAAAAAAGUGGACCGCGUCGCCACUCUUUUUCUGUAAAUCUUUAAAAAAAAAAAAAAAUCUCAAAUGACGAGAAUGAACCAAUGCUAUAAUACGCAAGAAGAUUUCAAACAUCAUGACACGGAAACUUAACUGGUGCAAAUUCCAUCGUCCCCUUUUUUUUCUUUUUUCGUGUCGCUUUACUUUGUUUCGUAUGAAAAAAACAAAGCAGAAAGACCAAUGGCUACUGAAAACGUAGGAGACAAUCUGCCAUUUCUAAGUUCUUUUAAUGGUUAAUCUCGACUAGCUAAUAGGAAAAGUGUCAGCAAUAUUGGUAUUAUGAUAUAAAAUUGUUUGUUUAGAUAUGGGAUGCAAUCUAUAUGAAACAUAUUUGGGUAUAUGCAAUUUCUUAUGAAUAAAACUAGCAAAGAACCGAUAGCUCUUUUUACUAACUAUAAAUGUAUUGCGUUUUGUAUAAACCUUUUACUACAAUCAUGUGUUAGGAAUCUGACGCGGGUGAAAGGACUUUGGUUCUGUCAUGUUCGUCUUUGCACAGGGACACCUUUGUUUCCAUGUUUUGAUGUUUUUAUUGUCGAUUAAGAGGCACUUGACAGGCGGAAAGGAUUUGUAGAUAUGAUUUUUUUUUCUUUCUUAAAAGGCUGAUGGCUCCUCUGGACUUACAGGGUCAAACGUCCCCCAUACAUCAUUGUAUAUUGCACUCGUCCUGUUUGAGAAUAAAAAAAAGAAAAAACGUCUUUCCAAUCAUGCAUCAAAUUGUCUGAGCCACAAUGGGACAUGAUGCCAGACGACAUGAUGACCAAGCAGCACUUUUCUUUUUUUAAUUAUCUUUGAUUGUUAUUGAAAAAGAUGAAUGAAAAACCUGAGCCAGCAGUCAAGAAAAAAGAAAAAACGCGUUGUCUGUGCACUGAAUUUUAAACCGACUUGAGUAUUUUGAUCUGAAUCGGCCUUAUGAUGACAUUCAGUUUGAAAAAUCACAGCACUGGUGGUGGGGUUUUUUUUUUCUGAACACCGUCGAUCAUGCAUGCACUUUAUUGGAGUUUGUCAAAAGUAUUACACGUGGUGAAUGAAGCAAAAACUGUACAGCGAGUUUGUGGAAACUGUGACUUUGACAAGACUUUGUGCUGGUGAUUCCUGUUUGAAAGCAACUCGGAGCAAAUGUCAAAGAGGUAAUUCUUUUAUUUGAAGGAAAACUCCCCCUCUGGACCCCCUAACUUUGUUCACCUCUUCAUUACAAUCAUCACCUCCUCAAGUCAUUGCAAACAGAAUGAAAAACAACCCUAGGAUAGCUUUCUGUCUUUCAAUGCUAUGUUGUGAACAAUCAGAACAUUUGGAUGUGUCCUUUAAGUGUGAACUCAAAUUCCACUGCCUGCCUGCCCUAAAUCCACUCCCCUUGUUCCAGAUAUCUGUAUGCUGGGGUAACACGUCUCUAAGCUACCAACAAGCCAUGUGGGGAUUGCCCUCUAAGGAUGUGUCCAAAACCAAUCUAAUCUGCUGCCUAGUACUCCAACAAUACUACAUACUACACACUAGUGUUGUAGUACCAAGACCGGUCUCGAGACUACUUUUUGAAGGUCUCGUCUCAGAAUCAAAAGUAUUUUUACUUGUUCUUGUCUCCGAAUCAGACUGGGCGGACUCCUACGGUGGCUGGGAAGUGCAAAGCAAAAAUUACAAAGUGUGAAACACUUUUACAUAAUU
Labrus bergylta (ballan wrasse) is the source of this 6310-nucleotide messenger RNA. NCBI's taxonomy places the organism in Eukaryota, Metazoa, Chordata, Actinopteri, Labriformes, Labridae. The record is from RefSeq and is a predicted model, not a curated record.